Molecule: messenger RNA, 2550 nt
Organism: Peromyscus eremicus (cactus mouse)
Lineage: Eukaryota; Metazoa; Chordata; Mammalia; Rodentia; Cricetidae
Gene: Shkbp1
Product: SH3KBP1 binding protein 1
Exons: 18
Coding region: 302-2413 (703 amino acids)
Biological process (GO): protein homooligomerization
Molecular function (GO): protein binding
Source: RefSeq, a predicted model, not a curated record
GGUUCAUUUCAAGAUCUGCACACGUACUCCUCAACGAAUCGCCUAGAUGGUAUACCUAAAUAAGGGAAUCCAGAAAUAGGGGGACGCUAUUAAACUACCCCAAAGCAGCCCAGAGGUGAGUCCCGUCGAGACCAGGAAAGACCGCCCGGCUUUGAAGAGUCAGAGAACGUAAUUGCGAUGAGCGAGUGCUCUGUCCAAUCGUCAGAGAAUCCUGUAGCCUCUAGACCAAUGAACAAGCGUCAGGGGCGGGGUCUGUGCACACCCGGAAGUGGGUGCAGGCCGGCAGGCUCGCCGGGGGGCCAUGGCUGUUGCGAUGACUGCAGCGGAAGGGGUCCCGAGUCGUGGAGCCCCCGGGGAAGUAAUUCAUCUGAACGUGGGGGGCAAGCGGUUCAGUACCUCUCGCCAGACGCUCACCUGGAUCCCAGACUCCUUCUUCUCCAGUCUUUUGAGCGGACGCAUUUCAACUCUGAAAGAUGAGACCGGAGCUAUCUUCAUCGACAGGGACCCCACUGUCUUUGCCCCCAUCCUCAACUUCCUGCGGACCAAAGAGUUAGACCCCAGGGGUAUCCACGGUUCCAGCCUCCUCCAUGAAGCCCAAUUCUAUGGGCUCACUCCACUGGUUCGUCGCCUGCAGGUAAGGGAAGAAUUGGAUCGAUCUUCCUGUGGAAAUGUCCUCUUCAAUGGUUAUCUACCUCCUCCAGUAUUCCCAGUGAAGCGGAGAAACCGGCACAGCCUAGUGGGGCCCCAGCAAGUAGGGGGACGUCCAGCCCCUGUUCGACGGAGCAACACCAUGCCCCCCAACUUGGGUAAUGCAGGGCUGCUGGGCCGAAUGCUGGAUGAGAGAGCGCCUCCAUCCCCAUCAGGCCAACCGGAAGAGCCAGGGAUGGUGCGAUUGGUCUGCGGUCACCACAACUGGAUUGCUGUGGCUUACAGCCACUUUCUCGUCUGUUACAGGCUGAAGGAAGCCUCUGGCUGGCAGCUAGCCUUUCCCAGCCCUCGUCUGGACUGGCCCAUUGAGCGCCUGGCUCUCUCAGCUCGGGUGCUCAGCGGUGCUCUGGGUGAGCAUGACAGGAUGGUGGCUGCAGCCACUGGCAGCGAGAUUCUUCUGUGGGCUCUGCAGGCACAAGGUGGUGGCUCUGAGAUAGGUGUCUUCCACCUGGGUGUACCAGUGGAGGCCUUGUUCUUUGUUGGGAACCAGCUCAUUGCCACAAGCCACACAGGGCGCAUCGGGGUGUGGAACGCUGUGACCAAGCACUGGCAGGUCCAGGAGGUCCAGCCUAUCACCAGUUAUGAUGCAGCCGGCUCCUUCCUCCUUCUGGGCUGCAGCAAUGGUUCCAUCUAUUACGUAGAUGUGCAGAAAUUCCCCCUGCGGAUGAAGGACAAUGACCUCCUCGUCAGCGAGCUCUACCGAGACCCGGCAGAGGAUGGGGUCACUGCACUCAGCGUCUACCUCACCCCCAAGACCAGUGACAGUGGGAACUGGAUUGAGAUUGCCUAUGGCACCAGCUCAGGGGUCGUGCGGGUCAUCGUGCAGCACCCUGAGACUGUGGGCUCCGGACCCCAGCUCUUCCAGACCUUCAGUGUGCACCGCAGUCCUGUCACCAAGAUCAUGUUGUCAGAGAAGCACCUCAUCUCAGUCUGUGCCGACAACAACCAUGUACGGACGUGGUCUGUGACCCGCUUUCGAGGCAUGAUCUCCACCCAGCCCGGGUCCACUCCGCUGGCGUCCUUCAAGAUCCUGGCGCUGGAGUCGGCCGACGGUUACGGAGGCUGCAGUGCUGGCAAUGACAUUGGUCCCUAUGGUGAACGGGAUGACCAGCAGGUGUUCAUCCAGAAGGUGGUGCCAAAUGCCAGCCAGCUCUUUGUACGGCUCUCCUCCACUGGGCAGCGGGUGUGUUCCGUGCGCUCAGUGGAUGGCUCGCCCACAACUGCCUUCACAGUGCUGGAGUGUGAGGGUUCGAGGCGGCUGGGCUCCAGGCCCCGACGCUACCUGCUUACCGGCCAGGCCAACGGCAGCCUGGCCAUGUGGGACCUGACUACCGCCAUGGAUGGCCUGGGCCAAGCCCCUGGUGGCUUGACGGAAGAAGAGUUAAUGGGCCAGCUGGAGCAGUGCGAACUGGCCCCCUUGGCUUCCUCGCGAGGCGCUUUCCCCAGCCCCUCACCUAGGGCCUCUCUUACCAGUCUCCACUCAGCCUCCAGCAACACCUCACUGUCGGGCCAUAGAGGGAGCCCCAGCCCACCGCAGGCAGAGGUCCGGCGCCGCGGGGCAGGAAGCUUUGUGGACCGGUGUCAGGAGCUGGUGAGGGGUGCACCAGAGCCUCGGCGGCCACCGACCCCGGCCCCUCGACCCUCCACAGGUCUUGGGACUCCCCUGACACCUCCUAAGAACACUCUUAACGAAACGUCCUUUUGAACCUAACUGCCACAGUGCCUUCCUAUGGACUGGCCCCAGGGGACUUAGGGCCAGGGCCUCCUUGGAGUCACUGAGGUCCCUUAGCCUUCUUUUCCUAAAAGCCAAACUCACCUCCCUAAUAAAACCCUUACUGCCAA